Molecule: messenger RNA, 961 nt
Organism: Octopus bimaculoides (California two-spot octopus)
Lineage: Eukaryota; Metazoa; Mollusca; Cephalopoda; Octopoda; Octopodidae
Source: RefSeq, a predicted model, not a curated record
AGGUAAUUUUUCGUUCACUAACUCCCUUGUAAAUUGUUUCGAUUUACUCUAUUCACACAUCGAUCCUAAAGAUCAGUGUAUAAGGUCUCUGCCAGAAAAUUGAUAUGAGCACAGCUUCUGAUGUAAAAUACAAGAGACUGGAGUAUAGAAGUAUUAGCCAUGAGUGAAGACCUACAUUCCGACUACUUACGAAUAUCAAGUCAACUCAGCAAAGUUACUGAUGACCUUCACAAAAUUCUUAAUGAAUUCAAUUGCAUUGCACCAAAGAUGGAAAAUUCAUCAUCAUUAUCACCACAACAACUACAGCCCUCAACAUCCUGCACACAAUUUAAUAAGAGCGAUAACUGCACAUGCUAUAAUUCAAGGCAUACUGGAUAUGCAGACUGGUUCCUCAGUCCACUGCACGAACCUUAUCACAUGCGUUCAGAUGACUAUAUGAUUAAUCAACAUUAUAGACCUGGAUAUCUUGGAGCCCUUUUUGAUCUGAAGAAUACGACAGACAUUAAUGAACAUAAAUUCUCAGAAGAAUGUCUUGUGAAAUAUUUAAAUGCUGCCAAGUGCAAAAAUCUCUUUGAUUGCAAAUCUGCUGAUCGUAGACUUUUAGAUAAAGAAAUUUUCAACUUGAAUUCAAAUAACAGAGAAGAUCAGCUUUUCAAUAUUAAUGUACAAAUGGCUAAACUUCGACUUGAUAAAUUGCAUUUAAAAGAAGAAAUCCUUUUGGAAACCAAAAGACAACAAGAGUUGGAAAGAACUAGACCACCUCGAAAAUUUUGGUAUAUGUUACGAACAAAGGAGUUCACCACAGAACACUUGAAGAACCAAAACAUGUUAAAAUAUUAUGAAUAUCUAAAUGAUAUUCUGAAUUACCGAAAACAAUUAUUGAAAGCUUCUCGAGAUGCUAAACGGCAUUUUCUACAAUGUUUAUAUUAAAAAAAAUAUAUUAAAUUUUGUUUUAAUAACA